CUACAGCCGUUUACAUUUUCAGUCGGCGCACGGACGGAGAACAAUAGGGCCUUGACGUUGGCCGGAUGGUUAAAUCCAACCUCCAGACGAUACUGAAUAGCCACUGUUUUGUCAGAGAAAAAGAGAGUAAUAUAUCCAAGAUGCCAGUGAUCGAAAUGACCCGUAAUAAACCCGAGAGUGAAAGUUCCCUUCGCUGCAGUACCCCGUGUCCGGGGCCUCUGUGGUGUUCCGAUGUCCCUCACCCACCCCUGAAGAUCCCAGGUGGGCGAGGGAAUGAUCAGCGGGAUCACAGUCUUUCAGCUAAGCUAUUCUAUUCUGAUGCUCGGUUACUGGUUCUUGAGGAAGCCCCUCAGUUGAACAGCCGUGUACGUUUUUUGCUCUUUGAGCGGCGCUGCUCUGUGAGCAAGCACUUAGUCUGGAGGGGGGCACUGAAGGGGGCAAACCUUUACAUCGAAAUCCCCACUGGUGUCCUCCCAGAAGGGAGCAAAGAUAGUUUUUCACUCUUGCUGGAGUUUGCAGAGGAGAAGUUACAGGUUGAUCACGUUUUCAUCUGCUUCCAUAAGAGCCGAGAUGACAGAGCAUCGCUGCUGCGGACGUUCAGUUUCAUGGGCUUUGAGAUUGUGAGACCGGGUCAUCCCCUUGUCCCAACCCGCCCCGACGCUUUCUUCAUGGCUUACAGCAUCGAAAGAGACUCCGAUAGUGACGAAUAAAGCUUAUCAAUCA
Molecule: messenger RNA, 723 nt
Organism: Cyprinus carpio (common carp)
Lineage: Eukaryota; Metazoa; Chordata; Actinopteri; Cypriniformes; Cyprinidae
Gene: oaz1a
Product: ornithine decarboxylase antizyme 1a
Exons: 5
Coding region: 66-710 (214 amino acids)
Biological process (GO): positive regulation of protein catabolic process
Cellular component (GO): nucleus; cytoplasm
Molecular function (GO): ornithine decarboxylase inhibitor activity
Source: RefSeq, a predicted model, not a curated record